ACAAAAUUCUUUAAUAGGUUAUGAUAUAACUGAUCCAAAAUGUUUAAACAAGUUUUGACACUGUCAAAGUCAUAUAAUUUAAGACUGAUUGGUAAAAGUACAAAAAGAAAAAUUAUUGCAAUAUGUCCUAAUGUGAUUCAACUCCAAAAUACUCAAACAUUUAGUACUGUCACAGCUGUAAAAAAAUGGGAUUUAUACAGUGCUGUGUGUUUAGAACGCCAUCCAAUUAUAAUACAGCCAAUGCAAGAUAUAGAAUUAAAAUUUCAUAAUAUUUUAAAGAAAAUUGAAUUUGAAAAUAGUUUAAAGUGUGAUCAUGAAUUGAGAGUAGAAAAGGAGAAGAAAAAAAAGCCAAUUAGUGUAGAUGAUGAAGAUGUCGUUUUAAUACAAACUGCGCAAGACUUUGAAGAUAGUUGUCAAGAAGAAUUAGACAGUUUUAAAUUUGCUCCAACAAUUACAAAAUUUGAUAAAGAAAAUAUAACAUCAUCUUUAAAACGUAAACUGGACAAAAAUUUACUUUUACUAAUACAACAGAAAAUAGGUAAUACAAAUUAUUGGAUACCUCCCCAAGGUAUUCGAAAGGAAGGAGAAACCAUGAGACAAACAGCAGAGAGAGUAUUGCAAGAUGCAUGUGGUGCAAAAAUAACAGUAAAAUUUUAUGGCAAUGCACCUAUUGGAUUCUAUAAGUAUAAAUAUCCAAAGAAGCUUAAUGAGCAAGGAAGUUACGGUGCUAAGAUAUUUUAUUUCUUGGCAAAAUAUGUAGAUGGAGACAUUACUAGUGAUUUAAAAUAUCAAUGGCUAGAUCACAAAGAGUUAGAAAAAGUAUUACCUAGUGAAAUGCAAAAGAAUAUUUCACAAUUUAUGUUAUUUACUUAAAUAAUAUAAAAUAUUCAUUUAUUGUGACUAUUG
Messenger RNA from Linepithema humile (Argentine ant), 906 nucleotides. RefSeq names its product mitochondrial ribosomal protein L46 (gene mRpL46). NCBI's taxonomy places the organism in Eukaryota, Metazoa, Arthropoda, Insecta, Hymenoptera, Formicidae. Gene Ontology annotation, molecular function: structural constituent of ribosome. Gene Ontology annotation, cellular component: mitochondrial large ribosomal subunit. The record is from RefSeq and is a predicted model, not a curated record.